AUGGCGCACCUAUGCCGAACAUUCAACAUGUAUCUACGAACAACUCUGACCGUUCCUUGCCUCGCUCUGUUAUCGAGCUCUGUCCUAGGCAUAGGGUUGCAGCAGUCGGCACUUAUGCGAGAGUUUCAACUUGCCGCGGAAUUGGGCCUGGACCCUAGCCGGUACCUGAAUGAUCGCUCUGCCUUUCACAACUUGAUCUCUCAUGGCCCGAAGAAGGAGCCCACUUUCCCAGCAGAAUAUGUCGAGAUCCCAAUUGACCAUUACAAUUUGUCGGUUGGCACAUACCCAAACCGAUUUUGGGUAAACGAACAGUAUUUCGUGCCGGGAGGCCCAAUUAUAUUGUAUGAUGUCGGGGAAGCAAAUGCUCAAUCGAUAGCUCAAACCCAUUUGUCCUCCAAUUUAUCCUUUUUCGGGGAGCUGCUGCAAGACUUCAAAGCCAUGGGAAUUGUCUGGGAGCACCGAUAUUACGGGGAAUCUUGUCCAUUCCCUGUUCACAAUGAUACGCCCGCGGAGCAUUUGAAGUAUCUAAAUACUGAUCAGGCUCUGCAAGACAUCCCUCAUUUUGCGAAAACCUUUAGCCGCCUGAGCCAUUCUGAGAUAGAUCUAACGCCCCGGUCCACGCCAUGGGUUAUGGUCGGUUGUUCGUACGCAGGGAACAGGGCGGCACUUACUCGCAACGAGUAUCCGGACACCAUCUUCGCCGCCUUUGCCUCGUCUGCUCCGGUACAGGCUCGUGUCGAUAUGAGCAUGUACUGGGAUCAGGUUUACCGUGGUAUGGUAUAUAACGGCCUCGGAAACUGCACCAAGGACCUGAAUGCGGCCCUCAAAUUCAUAGACCAUCAAUUGGCAGAUCCACAAACGUCUGCAUGGGUCAAAAGGCUCUUCCUCGGUCCCGGAGCCGAUCAGAAUAGCAAUGAAGACUUUACUUCUGCCCUGACGAGCCUGUUCGGUUUUUUCCAGAGUUCCGGGACUGCGGGCACGUCUACAGGAAGCCUAGAGGAAUUCUGUAAUUACUUGGAAGUUGACCCGAAAACAAAACAGACGGCAGGCCCUCAGGGCCUUGCUCCGACCCAUGGGAGUAGAUAUAUAGCUGAACGCUGGGCAUCAUGGCCUAUGUUCAUCCCCUUGGUCAACCUCAAUUCUGGAACCAACUGCAACAAAACGGACCAUUCCCUCCCCUUGUCUUGCGCCCUGGACCAGCCUAUAACCAAGCCCGACAGCAUCAGUUGGAGCUGGCAAUACUGCACGGAGUGGGGAUUUUUCCAGAGCAACAAUUUCGGCCCUCACUCGCUACUCUCUCGAUAUCAAACUCUAGAGUACCAACAGGAGGUAUGCAAUCGACAGUUCCCGGGUAUGCUGCCGCUACAUCCACAGGCAGAGGCGCUCAACGAGCAAUUCGGAGGUUGGGACAUCCGCCCCCCAAACGUGUACUUUAGUGGUGGUGAGUUCGACCCCUGGCGCACACUGUCUACAUUAUCCUCCGAGCACAUCGCACCGCAGGAUAUGACCUGGUCGUCCGAGAUUCCCAAGUGCGGGGUGACUCAGGACGAGACAAUCUUCGGGCACGUUCUUCCCAAUUCGAUGCACUGCUUUGAUUUCCAAAUCCUCUCCACACCGGGAAAGACUUCGCGUGCCUUAUUUACCACGGCAUUGCGGGAGUGGCUCCAAUGCUUUCAACAACGAGGGCUAGGUGGAGAAAGCGAUGAGAAUGAUGAGAAAUGA
Aspergillus tanneri is the source of this 1722-nucleotide messenger RNA. RefSeq names its product putative serine peptidase, family S28. The coding region runs from base 1 to 1722 and encodes 573 amino acids. Gene Ontology annotation, molecular function: serine-type exopeptidase activity; dipeptidyl-peptidase activity. The transcript is spliced from 3 exons. Lineage: Eukaryota; Fungi; Ascomycota; Eurotiomycetes; Eurotiales; Aspergillaceae. Gene Ontology annotation, biological process: proteolysis. The record is from RefSeq and is a predicted model, not a curated record.